AUGACCAAUAAAUAUAAAAUUUGCAUAAUUAUAAUUGUUUAUUGUACUUUUGUUUGUUCUUAUUCAGUACGUAAUGACAAUUGUGAUUUGGACGACGCAUUAGUUAAAGAAAUUGCAAGUUAUAAAAAUGUUACAAACAAAAUUAUCAAGGAUAUUAAGAAUGAAUUAGGAUCAAGAAUGUAUAAUUCGUUUUCAGAAUUUAUAGACAAAUACGGAGCACGACCAUCCGGUAGUAAGGUUUUGGAAGAUUCUAUAGAUCACAUGAUUAACCUUACUAUUGGAUCUGGACUUAACGAUGUUACUACCGAAGAAGUAGAGGUACCACACUGGGUGCGAGGUACUGAGACCUUAGAGAUGCUACAACCUCAUUACAAAAAAGUUGCAAUUAUCGGCCUAGGUCCAUCAAUUUCUACUCCAAGUAAAGGCAUUACGGCUGAAUUAAUAGUUGUCAAAACUUUCAAAGAACUGGAUAGUUUAAAUAAAGAAGAUGUUCAAGGCAAAAUCGUUUUGUUUGAUGAGCACUAUACUUCAUAUGGGGAAACCGUUAUUUACAGGGUUCAAGCUGCAUCAAAAGCCGCCCGCAAGGGUGCGGUGGCUUCCCUUAUACGAAGCGUCACUCCAUAUUCCUUGUACACCACCCACACUGGCUCCCAACAUUAUGAUAAUGAUGUCCCUAGAAUACCAACAGCAGCAAUAACGGUGGAGGAUUCGCACUUACUCAGAAGAUUGUUCAUUCGUAAAAAUAAGAUUGUUUUGAAGUUAAAAAUGGAAAGUACAUAUGAUACGCAAAAGUCUCGGAAUACGAUCAUAGAUUUAAAAGGAGCUGUAGAUCCUGAUAAGUAUGUUAUAGUUUCUGGACAUAUAGAUAGUUGGGAUGUCGGCCAGGGUGCAAUGGACGAUGGUGGUGGUAUGAUGAUAAGUUGGUUUGCUCCGGUCAUACUAAACCAUUUACAACUUCGUCCUAAAAGAACUGUACGUGCUAUUUUAUGGACUGCAGAGGAGCCGGGUUUAGUAGGUGCUGCACAAUAUUUAAAACUUCAUAUUAAUGAGCUGGAUAAAAUAAAUUUUAUUAUGGAAUCCGAUGAAGGAACGUUUGAGCCGUUAGGUUUAGAAGUAGGUGGGUCAAAAGAUGCGGUGUGCAUAAUUGCUGAGAUAUUAAAGUUGUUUACACCAGUCGAUAAGUUGAAGGUCUCUAAAAAUCCUGGUUCCGAUAUAAUACUUUUUAUAAAUAAAGGCAUACCUGGAGCGUCGUUGAUGAAUAAAAAUGAUAAAUAUUUUCGCUAUCACCACUCAGAAGCCGAUACUAUGGAUGUGGAGAAUAUUGAUGAUGUUGUUAACUGUGCUGCAUUUUGGGCUGCUGUAUCUUAUGUUAUUGCUGAUUUAUCCGUUGAUAUACCUCGCCAUUGA
Messenger RNA from Pieris macdunnoughi, 1407 nucleotides. The record is from the annotation of a GenBank genome assembly. Lineage: Eukaryota; Metazoa; Arthropoda; Insecta; Lepidoptera; Pieridae.